ACCGUCUCAGGAAAAUGACCUCACAAACGUCAACGACCAUUUUCUGUUGUGACUGUAAAUUCACACUUCAGCUUGGAGGGAGGUACAACUCGUUUAAUAACGUUCAUUCAGGACCCAUCGCAAUAUAUAACAUCAUCAGAAAUCGUCUACGAGUAAACCGCCUGGAUAAGAUCUCUGAAUGACAACCCUUACUGCCCAAUUAGCCAACAUGAAUGAUUCUGUUCCGUGUGAUGCAGUUGGGAGGCGGAUCAUCUGUGAUGGAGAGAAGGGGACUGUGCUCUUUGUUGGGAACGUGCCCCCUACAGCAGGUGACCCAGUGCUUGUUUGACAACUUGUGUCUUUGGCUUGGUGUGGAAUGGGAUAACCCAGAACGAGGCAAACAUGACGGGAGCAACGAGGGAAUCCAGUAUUUCAAAAGCAGCCACCCUACCAGCGCAUCCUUUAUCCGCCCCAAGAAAGCCAACUUUGGAGUGCACUUCUUGACAGCAGUAAAAAGGCGUUACGAGCUAGAGGACAACCAGGACAAGACAGAGAAAUUUACUGUUGGCAAAACGGAAGUCCAAAUGGUGGGGUUUCAGUCUGUCUCGGAGAAACAGAGCCAGUUGCACAACCUUGAAGUGGUUUCCGUGAAAGGAAGUGAUGUGAGUUGUGCCGGUCAAGAUAAUGAAAUCCAACAGACAACUCCAAAUAUUGUAUUGUUAAAUUUGUCGGAGAACUUGCUGUCUUCGUGGGACCGGGUAGCUGAUAUUACACGGCAGCUUACGAAACUGAAAGCUCUUGAACUUCGUGGGAACAGACUCCGCAUCCCUGCAAAUCCCUCCUCACUAACCCAUGCUUUUGCCAAUCUGAAGGAGUUAGCACUAAACAAAACUGGGGUUAACUGGUCUGAGGUUCUGGAAUGUGCUCCUAUGUGGCCUGUCCUUGAAGAGCUGUAUCUUUCUGACAAUCGUAUUACUGACUUGCAAGAACCAGUAGCUGUUCUGCAGUCCUUGACCUUAUUAGAUUUAAGUAACAACCCAUUAUCAGAUGGAGAGCAGCUCAAAAAAAUUGGACACCUGCCAAGACUCAACAAACUUUUACUGACAAACACCAGGCUGCGUUCAGUGCAUUUUGAUGAUGUUGGGCCAGGCUGCAAAACAGCAAUGUUUCCAUCACUAGAGUUUUUAGCAGUUGACAACAACAGCAUUUCUCAGUGGUCCUUUGUGAACGAGCUGGAGAAGCUACAGAGUCUGCAGAAGCUGUCUUGCCUCAAUAACCCUCUGAUGUCAUCCGAGAGGAAUGCAGAGACAGCACAGCAGCUGAUCGUGGCGAAGAUAGGGAAUCUACAGGUCCUCAACAAGUCAAAUAUAUUGCCGGACGAGAGAAGAGGUGCGGAACUGGAUUAUCGUAAAAUAUUCGGAAAAGAGUGGCUAGAAGCUGGAGGGCAUCAGGACCCAGAGAAGAAUCGACCAAGUGAAGCCUUUACUGCCCAGCAUCCUAGAUACCAGAUCCUCAUUGAGAAAUACGGUGCUCCUGAAGAUGGUGAACUAAAAGAGCAGCAGCCGUUCGCAUUGAAAAACCAGCUGCUUACCAUAACCUUCAAAUGUCCAGAUAGAGAUGAAAAGAAGCAUAUUGAAAAGAAACUUCCAGGUUCCAUGACUAUUCAGAAGGUGAAAGGAUUGCUUUAUCGUCUAUUGAAGGUUCCAGGUUCUGAAUUGAAACUCACGUACACAAGCUCAAAGAUGGAAGGUAAAGAAAUUGAAAUAGAUAACGAUUUGAAGCCACUGCAGUUCUACUCCAUUGAAGAUGGGGACAGCGUGCUGGUGCGAUGGUCCUAAUGAUGGGACCAAUAAAACUGAAUCGAGCAUCUGCCAUUGUGGAAAUCAAAUCGGUCAGGGUCCUGUAUCGCAUCCUACCAUCAGAAAACAAAGACAUUGUACCGGUAACACACAGUGUUGCCUCAAAUCACAUGCUUGCCUUUUCACACCUUUUGGCAAAUUAGUAUUUAAAUUUAGAGAUUCAUGCAGCUCAAAGAGUAAGCUGCAUGUUGCUUGACUUGCAUUAUGCUACAGUGUGUUUAAACCUACACAUUCCUGCAAUUAUGUUUAAUAUUUUACACAGAUAUACUUUUUUGGGCUCCGUUUGCUAUAGUCAUAGCUUAUGGUGACUGUUCCCCCAGAGAUGAUUGUAGGGACAAAAGUUUCUUAACCCCUUGAAAUGUGCUUCCACUGCAGAUCCAAACAGUCAAAAAAAAAAAAACCUAUAGGGAGUAGUGUCAGGUAGAAGGCAUACAGUUGUACCGGGAUUACCUAUACCUCUAAUGCAUUGUGAGAGCGUAUGUCUUCAACCAACAAGCGACUGUCUCGAUACAAUGAAAAACCUUCAUGUGCUACUAUGCGUUUUAAAAUAUUAUAUUAUUGCAUUUAGGAAUUAAGACAAUGUGAUUGUAUUGUUGUUUUUUGCCUGUACAUUUUUUUUUUUUUAUGACAAACUUCUAAAAUGUUUAAAAACUGUAAACUGUUGGGGCACAACAUCUUUAAAUUUCUGUUAAUAUUUUAAGUGGUGGAAUACUUGUGCAUUGUAUUACCAAACUACUUCUAAGUCAUUAGGCAAAUAUGCUACAAAAAAAAGUUAAUUCCAGUUUUGUGAAAAAGACUGGUGUGCUUGCUGCAUGCAGUGGUUCCUAGCAGUUAAUUUCAGCAGGACACAGGUUUUAAGUCAGCACUGCUAUGGUACACAAAAAAUGGUAUGCAACAGCCACUAAAACUUCUAAUAGUCUGUGUGCACCUAAAACAACAAAAUUCAUUAAAGGAACCAUUAGGAACGAUACAGUCAUCCAGAUAUUUGAAACUUGCGCUGCACACUAACUGUUUAAAAUGUAAAUAAAUUGAAUAUCAUA
Molecule: messenger RNA, 2878 nt
Organism: Polyodon spathula (Mississippi paddlefish)
Lineage: Eukaryota; Metazoa; Chordata; Actinopteri; Acipenseriformes; Polyodontidae
Gene: tbce
Product: tubulin folding cofactor E
Exons: 17
Coding region: 213-1817 (534 amino acids)
Biological process (GO): protein folding
Molecular function (GO): alpha-tubulin binding
Source: RefSeq, a predicted model, not a curated record